Messenger RNA from Xiphias gladius (swordfish), 3509 nucleotides. It is a transcript of the gene ccdc146, whose product is annotated as coiled-coil domain containing 146. Gene Ontology annotation, cellular component: cytoskeleton. The record is from RefSeq and is a predicted model, not a curated record. The coding region runs from base 317 to 3205 and encodes 962 amino acids. NCBI's taxonomy places the organism in Eukaryota, Metazoa, Chordata, Actinopteri, Istiophoriformes, Xiphiidae. The transcript has 23 exons.
AGAAGAGUACACUUUUAAAAAUCUUUUACACCUUUGAAUGUUAUCCACGCGCAACUUUAAGGAGCAAAACAUAAAUAUGGCCUAAAUAUAAACAACGGAUGCGAAGAAAUUUCGCAAGCUGGGGAAGUGUUCUCGGGGACGUAUUGCGUGGUUGUUAUGGUAACCUCAACACGCCAUUCAACCAACCAGAAAUAAAUCUGUGAUUGGGUUUUGCUAACAUCAACUGUAAUUAAACGACAUGGCAUAUGGUCUUGUAGCUUUGUGGGACGAAGGGACGGAGUCUUGAAGACGUGCGCGGAAACUCAAGAUACUCAAAAUGAAUCUAUCUGAGCAGCAGGAUAGCAGGCCUCCCAGUAAAGGAGAAGUGGAGUUGGAAGAAAAUGAGGAGGAGGAGGAGAGAACAGAGGAGGAAGCCCCUUUAUUGGCCCUUGCACCUGAUGCUUCGCUCCCAGAAGAAAAGACCUCUGCGAGUACUGAUGUUUCUGCUAGUACUGCUUUCCAGUGCCUAGAUGAGUUGUUGUCUUUGGGCAAGAUCAGCCAGACCAAAGUGGCCAAACUGAAAGCCAGCUACAGGCUACUGCAUAACACUCUGAAGCGUACCCAGGACUCUGAGAUCCAACGUUUGGGAGAGGCAAAGAGGUGUCGUGCUGAGCUGGAGAGGCUGCAGGCUGAGUUGGAGAGGACGGAGGAGCAGAGCACCUCUGAGGAGCCUGAAACUGAGGUCAAUGAACUGAGGCAAAAGCUCCUCCAGGCAUAUAAUGAACUGAAAGCUUCUGAGGACAGAGAGUACAAGACACAACACCAACUGAAGUGUCUCUGGGAAGAGAAGCAGUAUCUGGAGAGAGAGAAUGAGAUUCAGCCGAAACCUGCUGAGCUGGAGAGUAGAACAAAAGCCCUGCAGGAUAAAUAUGAGGAUCUGAAGAAAGAGGUGGCCCAGAGACAACAGGAAGUCAGGAGUCUGAUGGAAGAUGUGGAAACCCAUGAAACUCUAAUAUUGAAAGAACAGAGAGAGCUGGAGGACCAGAAAGGGAUCAUAGAGCUCAAAGAGGCUGAGAAAGCCCGUCUCAUCGGCGUACCUGACCAGAUUUUAGAGAAGACUGAAGGGAAACGCUCUAAGAGGGAGGCUGCAAUGAAGAAAAUAGAAGCACUAAACACAGAGAUUUCAGAAAUGGAGCAGCAAGUGAAGGAGGUGGAAGAGUGUAAUCAGUCCCUCAGGAUGAAGAAGAAGGAGGUGAUGCAGGAACUGGAUGCUCUCCAGGCCCAAGUAGAGGCUGGUCAGACGAAGUGCAGAGGGCUGCUGAAAGAACAGGAGAUCAACAGGGAGGAGGAGGCUGAAUUCAUUGGCAGCAGAGGUAUCCUGGAAAUGAAGCUGCAGAACAUCAGGUGUGACAGACAGCACCUGUAUGAGAGCCAAUCUGUGCAGCUGAGAGAGAAAAAUAGGCAGAUGCAAGCCCUCAAGAGAAUGGAGCAUGCAUUGACCAUGGCUACUGAGCAGCUAGAACACAUGCAAUCUAUCUACAAUGAAUUACAGGCAAAGUUGGAUGCUGUUCCCAAAAGAGAGGCCAGUAUUCAGCAGAGGAUGGAGCUUCAGAAAGAGGUGGAUGCUCUCAAAGUCAGCUUUGAAAAACAGCUAUCAGUGGCUGAGGAGGAGAGCCAGAAAAAGCAGCAGUAUGGGAUGAUUCAGGAGCUGCUGAGGGAGUCAAACCACCUCAGAGAAGAACUCCAUAACCUCAGAUGUCUGAGACAGAUCAAAGCCGAGGAGAGGGGCCAGAAGCACCGUGAACUGCUUAGAGCUGAGCAACUGAACCAGCUUAUUCAGCACGAGCUGCAUGAGAAAGACCUGAUCAUCAUGGAACAUAACAAGCUGAAUACUAUGCUACAGCGCAGAAUAUUACAGUAUUCUAAACUGUGCGACAUGAUUAUGCAAGAGAAGAUUAAGUACUUCGAGCUGAAGCAGAUCGCCUCACAGUCUAUCACAGAGCUGACAGAGCAGGUUAAAGUCCUGGAAAACGAGAUGGCGAUCCAACGCACCAUUGUCGUCAACAAGGACAGAUCACUCACAAAAGCUCGUAUGAGGCUCUCUAGUAGCUCCAAAAUGAGGGACAAAUUGCGUAAUGACAUCUCCAAGGUGGCAUGGAAGCACAGUCAGAUCAGUCAGCAGAGUGAGAACAACAAACUGGAGUUGGUCAAACUCACACAAAUGAUCAACCUCCAGGAGCAGGCGCUUCUGGAAAUUAGCAAGAAUCAUGAGACUGCAAUACAGCGCCGCAAUUUUCUUGGCAUUCAGCUCCUGGAGCAUGAGGAGGUGUUGUUCAACUACUACGAGAAGGUGAACAUCCAAGAGGCGGCCAUCACUAAGGGCAACAUGGCCCUGGAGACAAUGGAGAAGGAGAUGCGAGACUUGCAGUUAGCCAUCAACGAGGAGAAGAGACAGAUAGACCUGAAGAAGAAGGAGGUGCCCCUCAAGAGAAAGCUGGAGGGAGAGGUCACCAUGUUGCAGAUAGAGCUUUCAGAAGCCAGGGACAGGACACUUGAAGGUCUGAAUCGAACAGUGGAUUACAGAGAGCUAAAAGGCAAAGACCCAUCAACUGUAGAACUGGUCAAGAAAAUCGAGCAGCUCGACGUGAGUCUAGCCGAACGCGAGAGGCAGCUGCUGGAAAAAGAGCUCCUCGUGCACCAGGUGACCCGGCUCUCAAAGCCACUCAGCAAGCAGGCAAAGAACUGCCAACAGGACAGACUCUCACUGGGAAAGAAGUUGAACGAUCUCCGAACUCAUAUAAUCAACACCAACAGCCGACUGAUGGCGGUUUCUGCGGAACUUUCCAUGAAGCAAGCUACUGCUUUGUCUCAACAACAAGAGAUCAAAGAGAAAGAGCUCCAGAUGGACAGGUGCCAGCGGCGGCUGGAGCAGGGCCUGCCACCCUGCCCUGAGAUAGAGGAGGAGUGGAGGAGGAUGCUCCGGGACAAGAAGCGGAGGCAGAGGGACAAAGAGGAGAGAGAGAAGCUGGCUGAAGACCAAGAGUGGAACCAGUUGCCUAACGGAGAGUACACCACAGCUGAAACCCGUCCCAACGCAUACAUCCCCCAGACCGACCCACUCCCUCUGCCCAAACCCUAUGGAGCCCAGGCCCCCUUCAAACCCUCCCAACCAGGAGCCAACAUGAGACACAUCCGCAAACCUACACUCAAAUCCUUAGAGAUAUAGGAACAAUAUACAUAUGUGCACAUUAAGGCUACUGCAUAUUCAUGAAGUUGAGGCUGUCAGUUUGGGGCAGGUUUUUAAUCAAAAUCCAGUAGAAAUUCAAAAACAAAUGAGAAAUUAAUUUUUCAGAAUACUUUCUAGAGCAUUUUUCAGGGAUUUGGCUCAUUCCAGUCACACAUUUAUUGAUCUAUCUGCUCCUUCUCCCUCCACCUCUCUGCUUUUUGUGUAUGUUUUCAUCCUAACUGUUCAGCAUACCACUGCUGUUUUUGUUGUGUGUGUGUGUGUGUGUGUGUGUGUGUGUGUGUGU